AUUUUAGCAUUACUCUCUAACUGGGCACAACUUCCGCUUUUACAAAUCGAUAUAUUUACAUUACGAUUUACAAUUUUUUACUCUCUGCAUUUUUUGCUGCAUAAACCUUUUAAAGCAACAAAAAUGUCGAACGGAGAUGGAAAUCAUCCUGGUGUAGAAAUCCUGGAAAAUAAAAACCAAUUAAAGAAUGGAGAAACUCUUUUUGGGGAAGAAUCCCUGCAGAACGCACCGUUUAAAGAACCGAGACUCUUCAAGAGAGCUAAGAGAGUCAUGUCUGCACCGCAAAAAGAAGAUAAACAAGCGUUGAAUUUGAAGCGAAUGCCGUUUUCAAAGAAUAGCAAGAAGUCCAGAACUGGAAGACGGGGUUUGCCAAAGAAAGGUGGCGGCGGCGGCAAAGGAAUCUGGGGUCUUCCAGGUGCUGAAAUAACUGAAGAAGAAAAUACCGAAGAUAAAUGCGAUCCUAAUUACGAUUCGGAUUCCGCAACCGAAGGUGUUCGCUUGGUAUCCGUUUCCCCUCCUCUCUUGACAAAUGUUAACGAAAUCAGGUCUGCAGUUGAGAAUCUUUUAAAAGAAUUUUUCGAACAUGGCGAUACUAAUGAAACUAUUGAAUGCUUGGACGAAUUGAACAUUUCGCUGGGUCUUAGAUAUAAGAUUAUUGUUAUUGCCGUUUCAUUGGCAAUUGAUCGUCAUGACCCUCAAAGGGAAAUGACAUCACGCCUCAUCGCCGAUUUAUCGAUGUCGAUGCUGGUUGAAGAAGAUAUUCAAAAAGCUUUUGACGAGCUUUUAUCGGUCGUCCCUGAUCUAGCGAUCGAUGUCCCAGAGGCUGCCAGUAUGCUCGGAAGAUUUAUGGCAAGAGCGGUAGCUGACGACUGUCUUCCACCUGCUUUUAUGAAACAGUACAAGGGAAGAUCAGAAAGCUCUCAAGCAGCUGAUUCUCUAAGUAAAUCUGAAGUUCUACUUAAUAUGAAACACGGUAUUGUUCGUUUGGAUAACGUUUGGGGGGUUGGAGGUGGAACAAGGCCAGUUAAAGCUUUAAAGAAGCGCAUAGCGCUACUGCUCACCGAAUUCCUUUCUUCAGAAGAUGUCGACGAAGCGACAAGAUGCUUAAAAGAAUUGGACGUUCCUCAUUUCCACCACGAACUUGUUUAUGACGCCGUUGUUAUGUCAAUUGAAAAGUCAACCGAGCGUGCAGCUCAGCUAAUAUGCAACCUUUUGAAGAGUUUAUGUGAGACAAUUGUCAUCACCCAGGACCAAAUGGAGCAGGGUAUGAAACGAGUUUUUGAGGAGAUGUGUGAAAUAUGUAUUGAUGUUCCGGCUGCUUACGUUCUACUUGAACAUUUGGCGAACAAAAUGAAGAGUAGCGGAAUUCUGUCGGACAGACUAUAUCAAGAACUACCGUCGAGAGGACGAAAGCGUUUCGUAUCAGAAGGUGAUGGAGGCCUUAUCAAGUCGUAAAAAUAAUCCGAGUGAACGAAAACACUUGAGUUUGUAGUUUUAACUGUAAAAUUUUGCGAAUUGCUAGACAUGGUGAAAAACUUAAAAAAGCCAAGAAAAAAAGAAAAUACCUCAACGUAAAAAUGAAAAAAAAUAACAGAACUGUGUGUUUGCUUAUAUAUAUAUAUACAGUAUACAUAGAUAUAUUCAAGUAUAUGUAUUGAAGAAAAAAACACAUACAUACGUAACUUUUGUUUCUGUUUGUUUUUUUAAAUAAAGACAAAGCAAACGUUCUACGUUUCCUCUUCGAAUUUUCCAGAGUCCCUUAGCCAUUGUAUUAUACGCCAUCGACUCGCCGAAGAUUCUUCAACAUCCAUCGACGACUGACAUUGAAUUUUUUUGAGAUUUUCAACGCUUAAUUUCAGAUUUCGUUCCUGUUUUCUGCCGAAAGCACUCUUUACUUGAAAAGGAGAAGAGAAACUUUUAUCUUGCCUACUGCAAAAGUAUUUCAAUUUCAUACGAGCCAUAUCAUAAUUUUCUUUAGCUUCGUUGAAUGCAGUUUGUACCCUACAAGGUGUAUUUCUCGACGAAGUUAAUUGAGUAGUCGGGGAACCGAGAGAAGGCAAAUAUAAACUUUUAAUAGCUAUUGUAAUAUAGAUACGAAAAAGUGAAAAGAUACUAGAGGGAGCUCUUGUAUUUCUUUAAUUUGUCAUCAAGUAUAAUUAAUUAAAUGUAUAUUCUAAAGAGUGUGAGUAUAUUUAAGAGAAACGUCGGUAGCGAUUAGAGAUUCUCGCCGUCUCUAUACAGUAUAUACUGUAUAUAUUUUGUUCUAUUUCAUCUUUAUACAUUAAAUAAAUUGUUUCUUUAUCCUUUAAAUUUAGAAAAGUAUCAUAAAAAGAAAGUAGUUUACGAAAGAUAUACAAAGUAACAAAGAGAGAAAGAAUGAAAAGUAACAGGAAGAUUUGGAGAGACACUCGUGUUGAUUGUUUUUACUAGUUGUAGGCUUAACUUACUGCAAUUUUACAUACAUUAUAUACUGUCUAUAUGUAUAUAUACAAGACAGCACUCUUCUCUUGUUUCCCCCCUACUGGUAUUUUGUAAUAUUCCGGUUCCUCUGAUAACGGGUAGUGGUGGAGCAGGACUCGACAAUAUCUUUUCAAUCUUCGAACUCUUUUUCCUUUUUGAACUUAAUGAGAAAAAGUCUGUAGAUUGACGAUUCAAUGCUCGUAUCCUGAACUUUUGAUAUGGCGAAACAUUCGACAUAAUUACUAGUCUGACCAGGUAAAGUAUAUUCUAGCGGAAGAAGAGAAAAAAGUAAAAUCUUGAAGCAAUCUAGUUAUAUUGCCCAUAAAUUAUAAAUACAGUAUAUUAUUCGACAAAUCGAAGCCGGAUUAGCGAUUAUAUAAAUAGUAUUAAGAGUAAAUAUGACAAUUAUAUACUGUGGCUAAGCCACUUUAUGAUAAGUUGUAGACUCUUGAAAGAGUAGUUAAUUGACAAGGAAACAAUAGAAAUGAUUAAGCCUAUAAUUUCUAUUUUACUUAAUUCUCUCCUCUAAGAUCUUCUGAGACGGCUUUCUCCUUUUUAGUUUUCUAAUUUUCUCUUCAGAAGUAACAACAACAACAACACAACAACGACGGUGACGUCGACCUUGCCAAUAAUAAUAUCGAAGAGAAAGGAUCGGUUACAAAGUACUUUCUACAUUUUCCCUUCAUUUAAUAUACUUAAUUUAUCUCGUAAAAUAGAGUAGGUUUAUGAUAUUCUUAGCCUUUCUCUUCUUCCUCUUCUUCCGCAUCUUUUCUUGCGUUAUUUUUAAAAGUUUACAGCGAAGAGAGGUGAAAUAAAAACAAGAUUAAUUAUAUAUUCGCUUCCUCUCUAUCUCUCUUAUCUAUCAUCCAUCUUUCUAUCAUAUCUGGCUGUAGUAAUAAUUAAUGCAGUAGGCUUAAUUAAAUGAAUAUCACUGUAUUUUUUAAGAGAAAAGUCGAUAAACUCAUCACUGUGGGACAUAUUAAAUAACAGUCAAUUUUCCCUCGUUUUCGUAUCAAAAAUUAAGAGAUAAAGAAAGAAAGAAAGAAAGAAAGAA
Dimorphilus gyrociliatus is the source of this 3514-nucleotide messenger RNA. The record is from the annotation of a GenBank genome assembly. Lineage: Eukaryota; Metazoa; Annelida; Polychaeta; Dinophilidae.